AAGUCAAGGGGAAAUUAUUUCUACCAAAGAUGCUCAUUCUUCGCUUAAUGACCUUUAUCUUGCAAUAUCCACCUUUUACAUCCAUGAUCCAUUCCUGUCCUCCUCAGUCCUCUUUCAGUUCAAAAGUUGGCGCGGGAAACUGAAACGAGAGUAAACAUGGCGGCAGUUUCCUCAGAUGGUGGUGGAGAAGACGCUACUGAAUUGCAAUUUACGAAAGAGUUUGAAGAUGCGGAAACCUUGUUAAACUCUGAGGUAUUCAUGUUACUGGAACAUCGAAAGAAACAAAGUGAAGAAACGGACGAUGAACAAGAACUUUCUGAAGUAUUUAUGAAAACAUUACAGUAUACGGAGAAAUUUAGUCGCUACAAAAACCGUGAAACUAUAGCUAGCGUAAGAAGUUUGCUGGGUAAAAAGAAGCUUCAUAGAUUUGAAUUGGCUUGUCUUGCUAAUCUUUGCCCAGAAUCAGCUGAAGAAGCAAAAUCACUAAUACCAAGCCUUGAAGGAAGAUUUGAAGAUGAUGAUCUGCAACAGUUACUCGAUGAUAUACAAACUCAUCGAAGUUUUCAAUAUUAAGAAUUAACUUGUAUAUUGUCUUAUAUUCGUUUAUCUCACUGCAAACAACUCAUUACAUAAGUUUUUACUUGAUAAAACAUUUUGCAAUGAAUAAUAUUCAUCCAGGGAUGAUGAAAAAGUAUUCACUUUGAUAAAA
Xenia sp. Carnegie-2017 is the source of this 709-nucleotide messenger RNA. RefSeq names its product DNA-directed RNA polymerase II subunit RPB4-like. Lineage: Eukaryota; Metazoa; Cnidaria; Anthozoa; Malacalcyonacea; Xeniidae. Bases 157 to 573 code for a protein of 138 amino acids. The record is from RefSeq and is a predicted model, not a curated record. The transcript is spliced from 4 exons. Gene Ontology annotation, cellular component: RNA polymerase II, core complex; P-body. Gene Ontology annotation, molecular function: translation initiation factor binding; nucleotide binding. Gene Ontology annotation, biological process: transcription initiation at RNA polymerase II promoter; nuclear-transcribed mRNA catabolic process, deadenylation-dependent decay; mRNA export from nucleus in response to heat stress.